Messenger RNA from Protopterus annectens (West African lungfish), 1326 nucleotides. RefSeq names its product von Willebrand factor A domain-containing protein 1-like. The transcript has 5 exons. The coding region runs from base 1 to 1326 and encodes 441 amino acids. Gene Ontology annotation, molecular function: protein binding. Lineage: Eukaryota; Metazoa; Chordata; Ceratodontiformes; Protopteridae. The record is from RefSeq and is a predicted model, not a curated record.
AUGGCAAGUGGAAUAUGGGUCAAUGAAUGGGAGAAAAAGCCCAGAACACUGGAAAUGUACAGACAUUUGGAAGGCAGGAAAGAUAUCUGGUCUUCAUCAUGCCAAAUGUCAGAUGUGGCUGUAGACAUUUUAUUCCUUGUGGAUAGUUCGGGGAGCAUCACUACCUAUGAAUUUACAAAGAUUCGUGAACUUGUAGAAAAACUAGUGAACACCUUUGAUGUUGGAUUGCAGCGGGUAUUGGUCAGUCUUGUCUUUAUUUCAAGCAACCCAAUUCUGAGUUUUCAUUUUCGGGAAUAUCUGACCACUUCUGAGCUGAGGAGGGCUGUAACACAGCUGGAACAACAAUUUGGGGAUACCAACUCUGGUAAAGCCUUUACUUUUGCUCAGGAUCAUGUCUUUACACCUGAAGGAGGCUCUAGAAUGGACGUGCCCAAACUUGUGGUUUGGAUAACUGAUGGAUUUUCUACAGAUGAUGUUAUUCAGCCCUCCCAUCUCCUUAAGGAAAAAGGUGUACAGAUACUGGCAGUAUCAACAGGAAGAACAAGUUAUGGGCUGCGAGAAGCUGUCAGUACUCCAGAUGAAGAAUUUCUUUUCUUUACUGAGAUGGACAACCUACCUCUGAUUUCUAACCAGUUAUGCACAGCGAUUUUUGAUGCUGUGUCUCCAAGGAAAAUCACUGUAUCUGAAGUGACAGCUCGAAGUUUCCGUUUAACAUGGCCAAGGCUCUCCAGCAGAGGGGACAGACAUUAUAUUGUAGAUGGUCAGCCAGUUGGCACAACAAAGACAAGACAAGGUUUCAGGGAAACUUUCUCACUGAAUAUACGCACCACUGUAGUGGAAAGACUGUCCCCUAGCACCACAUAUGAAGUUACUGUACUUACAUCUGACAGUCAGAGGGCUUUGUGGAUAAAAGUGACAACCUUGGAAGACACAAAAAUGGCAUCUUUCCACAAUAGCACAGCAUCUGGUCAGAACAGACAGAUAAAAUGGCCGCAGAAGACCAGCACAGAAGGUGACCACAAUGCUCUAAUACAAGGACAAACUGAUAAACUCAAGGCUACUGAAGGUUCAUGGACAUUGCACACUGUUGUACCAGGUGAUCCAACUUCUCGUACCACAUACAAAACACCUGUGCCAACAUCAGGUGUGCUACGGGAUCUGAGGCAAGGCAUGAAAACUUUGGAAGAUUCUAGGAUGAGGCAGAAAGGCAAUGAAGAGUUAGACGCUGUGCCUAAUGAAGGACAAUUACAAGUGGCAACAACUGGAGUACAAAUUACAGAAACAAGCAGCAGUGGAUUAUCUGAAAAUGUCCUGCUUAAAAUAUGA